AAGAACUCUUGAACCCCAACUCACUUCACAAACUCUCAUACAAGAAAAUAUUUCUCUCUCUCUUUUCUCUCUCUGAGCUAUGGAAUUAGAUCCAUGUUUUGGAGAAAAACUUUCUAUGAAUUUUCCUAAAACACCUUCCAUAAAAUCAGAGAUGGUUCCAAGCUCAGUUGUUUCACCUCCACCUCCACCACCAUCACAUUACACCACCUUUUUGUACCAAAAUCACCAUUUUAAGAAACAUCAUCCUCUGAAUAACCACCCUGGUUUCGCUACGAGGGUUCCUUCUUCCUCCUCGAUGAUCUCUAUGAUCCCAACACCUUCAUACCAACGAGAUUUCGUCGAUGCUCGAAAUCCAAUGACCUUUGAACCAAACAUGGAAUUACCAACCAUGCAUGGUCGCCUUAACAGUAGCAAAGGGAUUUGGGAUUUGUCCAACGACAAAAACAAUCUCUUUCAAUCUCAGGUGGGUGUGGGUCCCACUCUAUCUGCACCAUCACUCCUUUAUGGUGAUGGUGCAAUUAAGCCUAAGCUUCAAGGUGGAGAUUCUUCAUGCACCCAUGGAAGAAUUGGAAACAAACCCCGAGUGAAUGAUCGAGGGAGGAUUCAAAUGAAUAGCGAAAUUCAGCACAAGGAUCCCAAUAAAAUCAAAGGACAAUGGACUACGAAUGAGGAUAGCCUUCUUGUUGAAUUGGUGGAGCGAUUUGGGCUUAAAAAAUGGUCACAGAUUGCUAAGUACUUGAAUGGAAGGAUUGGGAAACAGUGCAGGGAAAGAUGGUGUAAUCACCUUCGACCCAACAUUAAGAAGGAGUCAUGGAGUGAAGAGGAAGACAAAACACUGAUUGAAGCUCACAAGACAGUUGGAAACAAAUGGGCAGAAAUUGCUAAGAGAUUGCCAGGACGCACUGAGAACUCAAUCAAGAACCACUGGAACGCCACUAAGCGUCGGCAGUACGCCAAGAAAAGGCACAACAGGCGAAAUAGUUCAAAGGGAAUGCUUCUUCAGAAAUACAUCAUGGAAGUUGCGGCGGCGGAGGAAGUGAAAAAGGAGCUGAUGAAACAAUCCAUGAACAUGAUGAAUAUUGGGAAUCAGCCAAAUAACAUUACCAAUGCAAACUUUGGUGAGUAUGAAAGUUCAGAUCAGAGUGAUUUCAGCUCUGAUCAAGGUUGGGGUACUAACCCAGAGGAUGAUGAACUUGGUGGUGGUGGGUAUGUGCCAAUGAUGUUCAAUGAUGAUGGAAUGGGAAGUGGAUCUGGUGGCACAAUGAGUUAUGAUCAAUUUGGAUCAUAUGGAAUGGAGAAUAUUAUUUCUGAGGUUUCUAUGAAGAAGGAAAUUGAUCUCAUGGAGAUGAUCUAUAGAAACCCUUAAGGUCAGUAGUACAGUAGUAGGGUCAUCAUGCAUGGAUCCAUUGUUUGGUGUCUCUCUUUGUUUCUUUUUAUCUUGUGUUUCUCUUGUCAUGUUUAGUUUUAACUUGACUCAUGCCCUAUGUAUAGGGCCACAUACUCUCUUUAGACUUGAAACUUCCUUGUAUGGAUAUGGAUGGAAAUAAAGUUUUCUUAUUUUUAUGCCU
This is a messenger RNA of Cicer arietinum (chickpea), 1568 nucleotides long. RefSeq lists its product as uncharacterized. Gene Ontology annotation, biological process: regulation of DNA-templated transcription. Gene Ontology annotation, cellular component: nucleus. Gene Ontology annotation, molecular function: RNA polymerase II cis-regulatory region sequence-specific DNA binding; DNA-binding transcription factor activity, RNA polymerase II-specific. Lineage: Eukaryota; Viridiplantae; Streptophyta; Magnoliopsida; Fabales; Fabaceae. The record is from RefSeq and is a predicted model, not a curated record.